Molecule: messenger RNA, 6347 nt
Organism: Hippoglossus stenolepis (Pacific halibut)
Lineage: Eukaryota; Metazoa; Chordata; Actinopteri; Pleuronectiformes; Pleuronectidae
Gene: slc4a4a
Product: solute carrier family 4 member 4a
Exons: 26
Coding region: 269-3727 (1152 amino acids)
Biological process (GO): transmembrane transport; monoatomic anion transport; bicarbonate transport
Cellular component (GO): basolateral plasma membrane; plasma membrane
Molecular function (GO): sodium:bicarbonate symporter activity; monoatomic anion transmembrane transporter activity; solute:inorganic anion antiporter activity
Source: RefSeq, a predicted model, not a curated record
CCGCGACUCUAAAAGACGACGUCCACGUAGUCAGACUCGGAUCUGAAUCAAGUCCCGGCCACUCAGGCACCUGUCACUCAUCACGCUCAAUUAGCUGCCACUUCCUGUCCUCUCCCUCACCCUCCUCCGCCAGAUUAAACCCACGACAUCGUACCUAUUGGCUGCUCCUCGAGGACGACACAUAAACACACUGGCACAAAACACCACAUGUCUAAUGUAGAAGCAGCCGCACGCAGGGCGUCUGUCCAUGAGUGGUUAAUGGGGAGAGAUGAGCGCCACCAGCAGCACCAGACUGACUCCCAGCCCCAACCUGCUGCCGGGGAGCGAGCCGCCGCGUUAUGGCUCCACGCUGUCGCUGGAGGAGAAGUGUGAGCAGUCUUUCUUCCUCUUCUAUUACUACAGGAUGGAGGACGAGGCGGUGCUGGACCGGGGGGCGUCCUUCGUCAAGCACCUGUGUGACGAGGAGGAGGUGGAGGGUCACCACACCGUCUACAUCGGCGUGCACGUGCCCAAGAGCUAUCGGCGUCGGAGGCGCCACCGCCGGAGAGCCGGGGGCCACAAGGACCGAAAGGAGCGGCAGACGGAGGGCACCUCUGACAAGUCGGACACGGAGAACAACGAUGAGGCCAGCAACAGCAUCCUCAAACCCCUCAUCUCACCGGCGGCCGAGAGGAUCCGCUUCAUGCUCGGGGAGGAGGACGAUGGACCGGCCCCCCCGCAGCUCUUCACCGAGCUGGACGAGCUGCUGUCGGUGGACGGACAGGAGAUGGAGUGGAAGGAGACGGCCAGGUGGAUCAAGUUUGAGGAGAAGGUGGAGAAAGGUGGCGAGCGGUGGAGUAAACCUCACGUGGCCACGCUGUCCUUACACAGUCUGUUUGAGCUGAGGACGUGCAUCGAGAAAGGCACCAUCAUGCUGGACAUGGAGGCUUCCACCCUGCCUCAGGUCGUCGAGCUGAUCACUGACAACCAGAUCGAGAUCGGGCAGCUGAAGGCCGAGCUGAAGGACAAAGUCAUGUACACGUUGCUCCGGAGACAUCGCCACCAGACCAAGAAGUCCAACCUGCGCUCGCUGGCUGACAUCGGCAAGACGGUCUCCAGUGCAAGUAGGCUGUUUUCCAACCCGGAGAACGCUCGUAGUCCUCUUGAGAACUCUCUCACCUGCCUGUCGGGUCGCAUCUCCAUGGAGGACUUGCACAGCCAGAGGAGUAACAGCAUGGACUGGCUUAACAGUCCCACCACGACGCACCGGAACCUGACGUCCAGCAGCAUGAACGACAUCUCCGACAAACCGGAGAAAGAACAGCUGAGGAACAAGUUUAUGAAGAAGUUGCCGAGAGACGCCGAGGCCUCCAACGUGCUGGUGGGGGAGGUGGACUUCCUGGACUCGCCGUUUGUGGCGUUUGUCCGUCUGCAGCAGGCGGUGAUGCUGGGAGCCUUGACGGAGGUUCCUGUUCCCACGAGGUUUUUAUUCAUCUUGCUCGGACCCAAAGGCAAAGCCAAUUCGUACCAUGAGAUCGGCAGAGCGAUCGCCACACUGAUGUCGGAUGAGGUGUUCCACGACAUCGCGUACAAGGCCAAGGACCGAGAGGACCUGCUGGCCGGCAUCGACGAGUUCCUGGACGAGGUGAUCGUGCUUCCUCCUGGAGAGUGGGACCCGACCAUCAGGAUAGAGCCGCCAAAGUCCCUCCCCUCCUCGGACAAAAGGAAAAACAUGUACUCAGGAGGCGACUCUCAGAUGAACGGAGACAUGCCUCAUGACGGAGGUCACGGAGGAGGGGGACACGCCGUAGGGGAGGAGCUAAAGAAAACUGGAAGGUUCUGUGGAGGUCUCCUACUGGACAUCAAGAGAAAAGCGCCUUUCUUUGUCAGUGACUUCACCGACGCAUUUCACAUCCAGGCCCUGUCGGCCAUUAUGUUUAUCUACCUGGGAACGGUGACCAACGCCAUCACCUUCGGGGGUCUGCUGGGGGACGCCACGGAAAACAUGCAGGGCGUGUUGGAGAGUUUCCUGGGGACGGCGAUCGCCGGGGGCGUCUUCUGUCUGUUCGCCGGUCAGCCGCUCACCAUCCUCAGCAGCACCGGGCCUGUUCUGGUGUUUGAACGGCUGCUCUUCAACUUCAGCAGAGACAACAGCUUCGACUACCUGGAGUUCCGGCUGUGGAUCGGCUUGUGGUCGGCGUUCUUCUGCCUGGUGCUCGUGGCGACCGACGCCAGCUUCCUGGUCCAGUACUUCACCCGGUUCACGGAGGAGGGCUUCUCCUGCCUCAUCAGCUUCAUCUUCAUCUACGACGCCUUCAAGAAGAUGCUCAAGCUCUCUCACCACUACCCCAUCAACGCUGACUUCCAGGAGGAGCUCGUCACGCAGUACCACUGCCUCUGCAUGGCCCCCGCUGUUUACGUGAACAUUUCAGACGUCACAUCAGAUGGUGAUCCUUUAGACCCGAACCUGGACUGGAACAACACUGAUCUGCCGCUGAACGCCACGUGGUCGUCCCUCACAAAGACGGAGUGCUUGAAGUACGGCGGGGAGCUGGUGGGGAAGUCGUGCGAGUCCGUCCCCGACAUCGCCCUCGUGUCCUUCAUCCUGUUCAUUGGCACCUACACCUGCUCCAUGUGUCUGAAGAAGUUCAAGACCAGCCCGUUCUUCCCCACCACCGUGAGGAAGCUCAUCAGUGACUUCGCCAUCAUUCUGGCCAUCCUCAUCUUCUGUGGGGUCGAUGCGCUCAUCGGAGUCGAGACUCCCAAACUUAUCGUGCCAACUGAAUUCAAGCCCACGAGUCCUCACCGGGGCUGGUUCGUUCCCCCGUUCGGAGGAAACCCCUGGUGGGUUUACCUGGCGUCGGCGCUCCCGGCCCUGCUGGUCACCAUCCUGAUCUUCAUGGACCAACAGAUCACUGCAGUGAUCGUCAACAGGAAGGAGCACAAGCUGAACAAAGGGGCGGGCUAUCACCUGGAUCUGUUCCUGGUGGGCGUCCUGAUGGUGGUCUGCUCCUUCAUGGGUCUGCCGUGGUACGUGGCCGCCACCGUCAUCUCCAUCGCUCACAUCGACAGCCUGAAGAUGGAGACGGAGACGUCGGCUCCUGGAGAGCAGCCCAAGUUCCUGGGUGUGAGAGAGCAGAGGGUCACCGGCGUGGUUGUCUUCAUUCUGACGGGACUGUCUGUCUUCAUGUCUCCGAUCUUAAAGUUCAUCCCGAUGCCCGUGUUGUACGGAGUCUUCCUCUACAUGGGAGUGGCCUCUCUGAACGGCGUGCAGUUCAUGGAUCGUCUCCAGCUGCUCCUGAUGCCAGCGAAGCACCAGCCCGACCUGGUCUACCUGCGACACGUCCCCCUGAGGAAGGUCCACCUCUUCACCUUCAUCCAGAUCCUGUGCUUGGCUCUGCUCUGGAUCCUCAAGUCCACCGUGGCCGCCAUCAUCUUCCCCGUCAUGAUCCUCGCCCUGGUCGCCGUCAGGAAAGCGAUGGACUACAUGUUCUCGCAGCACGACCUCAGCUUCCUGGACGACGUCAUCCCGGAGAAGGACAAGAAGAAGAAGGAGGACGAGAAGAAGAAGAAGAAGAAGAGUGGCAGCAUCGACAGCGACGCCGACGACUCCGACUAUCCGUACAAUGAGAAAGUUCCCAGCAUUAAAAUCCCCAUGGACAUGAUGGAGCAGGAGCCCUUCUUAGGCGAUAAGGCCUCUGACAGAGAGAAGUCUCCAUCAUUCCUUGACCGCCACACAUCGUGCUGAGCAGCUUCGCUUUUACCAGGCCAACUGCCUGUCCAGCCCCGAGAUGAGUCCUCUGAAGUCGGUGCCUCAGAUUAGAAUCGACAUGGACCCGGACGAUGAUAAUUCUUUCUACUGGAGGAGCAGAGGAUCUGAAACGUCUCUGUAGAGACCGACCCACUCGCCCGGCGCCGGACGCAUCCUGCAGCUCCGCUCUGUCUCUAACCGACUGAUUCUCUUCCACUCACACACUCCUCCGUCGUUUCCUCAAACAGGAAACACGCAGUUUAACGCAGGUAACAGAUAAAAUAAUAUAUUUUCCUCACGGCUCCACAUUCUGAUGUAACUCUUUACUUCUCUUCUAUGCAAUCCCCCCCCCCCCACACUUACGGCUGAUCCACAGUAAAACGCUGCAGCUCUGAACAUGCAUGGAGCGCCCUCCCCCCUCUCCCUGCUCUUUUUAUAUACAAGUAUAUAUAAAUAUCAUCCGUCUGAACUUUUAUAUUCAUCGAAUUACUCUUAAUACCAUUUUCCUGUAGCAGGAAAAGUAUGUUUUUAUAGCUCUACCUCUUGUUUUAGAUUCUUCUGAUGAACCAACGUGUGUUGAGGCGUUUGGACUUUUCCUCAGACGCUCGGAGAGAUUCUCUGUUUCACAGCUUGUGGAAGGAAAACGUGUGCGAGUAGAAACUUUACGUUAAUUAGCGAAUUAACAACGUGCGGACGAGGAAUAUUUUUAUCAUCGCUUUUUGAUGCUUUACUUUCUCUAAUUUUUCUUUCACGUGUUCUCCUCAAAAGCUUUUGUUACUCGUUUAAAUGAAAUCGAACUCGGAUCUGUUUUUUAAUGAUUACACCGCGUGUGUGUGUCCGUAACCUUUUCUAAUUCCUUUGUUUUUCUUUCGCUGGUAGAAAACAGUUCAGCUCACGCUCCGGUUUCCCUCAGCCAAACUUAAACUCUAGGUGCAGAUCAUGUGCUUGCUUGUGCUUUACCUAAGUGGCUUAUAAGAGAUCGAUCCAGACUGGAACUGAUGUGAUUUGAUGAGAGGUUAAAAGACGGGAGUCCGGUCCACGUGCGCUCCGUGUGGGGGAGGGGGCAUUUUCUUUUUGUCUCAGCUGCUGUUGGAAAUAUCUGAUGUGAAAAUGGGAAAAAAAAAACUUGCUUCUUCUUGUUUUGUAUAUUUAAAAUGGACAAAUUUGAAUUUUAUUGAGUUUAUCUUUACAAAGCACUGGUGUGUACGUUGGGGGGGGGGAAGUUGGCUCCAGAUGUUUCUACUGCAGGAGGAACAGUUUUCAUUUUUUAAUCUUUACACAGAUCAUCAGUUUGUGUGUGUGCACGUCUCGGCCGAUGUAAUUAUAUGAAUUUAUAGAUGAUAAAAACUUAAUCUGAGGUUGUUUAGUACCAGUGCCUGUGUUUGUUUGUCCACUAGAGGGCACUGACGGCUCAUUUUUAAACUGUAAAAUGUCCUGAAAAGUUAAAGUUAAAGUUUAAUCACAAUUUAAGAAACAAACAAGAUGAAUAACAACAGGAUCUGUAUCAAGACGAUUUGGACGAUCGAUGAUGAAUCAAGCUAAAAGUUCAGCCGCAGCUAAAACGAGACUUAAUCUGUCUUCACGUUGAAUAAAGUCUCUCAGUCCUGAAUCCACUUCUUUAGAUUUAAUCCAAACUUUUAUCACACGAUCAGGUUCAUAUAGAUCCAGAUAAUCCAGAUAAUCCAGAUUCAAGUCUCGAUCACGAGUCGUAAUCCAGUGAAGAGUAAAUAAACCCGUGUCUGGAUGAUAUCAACCGGGUUUUAGGGAAAACGUGCUUUGUUCACAAUGUCAGAGAAAUACUACACUACCCACAAUCCUCAGGUGUAAGAGUGACAGCUGUGAUUGAUGAGGGUGCCGUUACCAUGGAGAUGCAUCGUCCAGUGUGACACUACGUUUACCACAGAGAGGAGAAGAGGCCGGAGGUCACAAUGGUUUAUGGGAUGUGUAGUUUCCUUGGCUCUUGUACUUUGGCCUUUUUCGCCCAAUAUUAUUUUCGCUCUGAAUCAGAAGUCCUAUAAUCACGAUUGAUCUCGUAGCUGCUUCGUCAGUGAAACAUUUACAGUUUAAAAGUGGACGCUCGGUGUUUGGCUCUAACCUGCAGGACAAAAAGCCAAAAUGGCCACAUCCGUUUUUCAAAGGGCUCACUGAAGCACUUUGGGACUUUUUGUGUCUCGGAUCAGAUUCCAAACUGUCGUCAGCACCAGCAACAGAAGAUCAGAUCUAAACUGAAGGAGCCUCCUCUUCCUCUGUGAAUCCUCCAAACACCUGUCGACUCAAACCAAAACACGACGCGCUCGUUUCCACCAUCUGUGAACUCUGUGUUUCAUCUGCUUCUGUGUCUGAUGUCAGUUUUUUUUUAGUCGUCAACAAGCGCGAGUACGAGCGAAGACUUGACGUCCGGGACCUUAACGUGUUGUUAGCGUGUUGUGAUCCCGUGUGAGCGUCAGACAAGAAUCAGAAACCUGUUCGUCAUGUUCAUUGUAGAGACGGAUACUGAUGCUUCCUCUUUUGCUCUGGAUUAGUAUGUUCGACACUUAGAGCCGGUGAAAUGGUUUAUUUUAGAAUUUAUAUUUUUCAAAUGAAAUGUAUAUUGAAAAUAAACAGAAAUAAACAGACA